GCUAGUUAGCGUAACCUUGUUAAAAUGGGUCGGUGUUUAUAUUUUACAACACUUAUACUUUCAGUUUCAUGUCAGCUGAUUCCAUUGUGUCACUCUUUCGAAUGGGACAAACAAUCUGGUCCCCUGCAAAAUGUGCGGUCCAUCAUCACAAGUUUUUCGGAGGAAGCACACAGUUACCUAGUCUCUACAGUCGGCGAAAAAAGAAUCAAUCUGUGUCUCAAGUUUCUACAAAGUGGUGUGAAGUGGCUAUCAGAUGCAGUGGCUUCAGCUCUUAACAUGGUCAUCCAGUUUGUCACAGAAAUCUUGGAAUCAGCAGGAAUGCACGCCAAGCAACCUUUCCAAAAAGUUACUCCGGAGGGAGUGAUUUUUGUCACUCAGUGGGCCCUUCUGGCUGUUGUGGCCUACAUGAUAAUAUCCUUCAUCCUUCGCUUGGUUGUCGGUGCUGUGAGGCAGGCUAUGUGGCUGCUGAAAGUCACCUUUGCCAUUGGCAUGUUUGCAUUGAUUCUCAGGGACACUGGAGCCUCUGCAGAAACCACAGCGAUGAGAUUAGCAGGCCUGGCGUGUGUUUGUGUCCUUUUAGGAAUAGGUGCAACAUCUGCAAAGCCAGAUCCGCACCUCGAAAACAAAAUCAAGAUGCUGGAGAGACGACUGAGAGAGAUGGAGAAAAGCAAAAUGGAAUGAUUAUGGAAUCCCUCACCAGACCAGAUGUAACUUUAAUUUCCAUUUCUCUUUGCCACAGUUGUAAAUCCAAGGAUAUAAUCCAGCAUGUUAUUGGGACUUGAUACCCCCUAAACUUGGAGGUUGCGUUGAUAUUUCAAGAGUUAGCUAAAAGAAUAUUGAUUCUCAAGGAAACUGGUCCUGGCAUUUAAAGGCCCAUUAACAAAAAGUUGGUCGUUGGAUUUUGACGCACGUCAAAACACUGAUUGAACAUGUGGUCAGGUGAAAAUAAACCCUGACCAAAGCAGACAGGAACAAAACCGAAUAAAUAAAUAUACGUGUUUGUUGGCGUUUGUCUGUGUGGUGUGAAUUGGCCUCAAGGGUUUAAAUUGUUAACAAAUAAUGAAUGCUCAAAUAAUGAAUGUCUUCACGCUACAUUAAAUAAUCUUGUUUUUGUUGCUUUGUAAAUUAUUCAGGGAUGUGAUGGACAGGGCAACAUUACAAAAUGUAUUUAAUCAGUUCAUUAUAAUAAAUUUAACAAAACCUGUUCAAUAAAUUAAUUCUCCUUGAGAACAAUCCA
This is a messenger RNA of Pimephales promelas (fathead minnow), 1237 nucleotides long. It is a transcript of the gene tmem109, whose product is annotated as transmembrane protein 109. NCBI's taxonomy places the organism in Eukaryota, Metazoa, Chordata, Actinopteri, Cypriniformes, Leuciscidae. The record is from RefSeq and is a predicted model, not a curated record. Gene Ontology annotation, biological process: intrinsic apoptotic signaling pathway in response to DNA damage by p53 class mediator; cellular response to gamma radiation.